This is a messenger RNA of Carassius auratus (goldfish), 831 nucleotides long. Its product is annotated as serine/threonine-protein kinase PAK 2-like. NCBI's taxonomy places the organism in Eukaryota, Metazoa, Chordata, Actinopteri, Cypriniformes, Cyprinidae. The record is from RefSeq and is a predicted model, not a curated record. The transcript has 3 exons. Bases 113 to 388 code for a protein of 91 amino acids.
CGCCUGAGCAAAGUAAGAGAAGCACCAUGGUAGGAACACCCUACUGGAUGGCCCCUGAGGUGGUCACACGGAAAGCAUAUGGGCCCAAAGUGGACAUUGGUCCUUGGGUAUCAUGGCCAUUGAGAUGGUAGAAGCGAAACCUCCUUAUCUCAAUGAAAACCCUCUGAGGGCGCUGUACCUCAUCGCUACUAAUGGCACCCCAGAGCUGCAGAACCCGGAGAAACUGUCACCCAUUUUUAGAGACUUCCUAAACCGCUGCCUCGAGAUGGAUGUGGAGAAAGAGAGGCGGAGGAAAAGAACUCUUGCAGCAUCCUUUCCUCAAGCUGGCGAAGCCUCUCUCCAGCCUCACUCCUCUUAUACUUGCUUCCAAGGAGGCAAUGAAGAGUAACCGUUAGCCAAUGCCCAAAUUCCUUCUCGCAACCGAUUCCUGUGAAAAUCUCUAUCACUCCAGCAGAGUCCCCCUUCUAGUCCGUGAAGGACCUUUGCUAUUCAGCCCCGAGGACCCUUUUCAUCUCCACCCGGGCGACUAACUUGCACAAUCACCAUGUCUUGCCUCCUCACACCAAACUCUCUUUUAAUGUGCCUUAAGGGGCUACAAAACCAGAGGAGCCAAUGACUGUAGACCUCUCUUGUUUUCUACUGAUGUUUCUCAUUGUAUUUGUUUAAUGUAAACUGUUCAGACACCAUUGCAUUGGUCAGUGUGUACCUGAACAUUUCAAAUUUCUCUUGUAUUUUAAUUCAUUUUGAGUAUUGUUGAACUCUGGCCUAACAAAGUACUUUUUCCCUUUUUUACCAUCAAGAGAAGUAUUCUAAUACUUAAACUGUCCCAUU